CCUCGAGGCCCAAGAUGGUGGCUGCAGGUUUGCUCUCCCUAAGGCAGGUCUCAGGGUUUGGGCCCAGCCCGGCACAGCCCUACCUCGGUUUCCCCUUCUGUAAGAGGUGGGGCUGGGAGCAGUGAGCCCCCCCCCCCAGGCCGCGGCUAGCGCGGGGAACCCUCGUGACCCCGAGCCUCAGUAUCACCCUCCCCCCCCACCCCCCGUGACUGACCCUGGUCAGGGUGUCAGUACUUCGCCUCGGUUUCCCCAUCUGCACAGGCUCUGCUCUCCCCUCCCCCCACCACAGCCGGCAGAGGCCAGAACCAGCACGAGGUCCCCCCACCUCGCACUGCGGCCCUGGGGAAACUGAGGCCGGGGAGGCCGGCGAUGGCGGACCGAGGGGGCGGCGACGCGUCGCUGGGGCUGCUGCCGGACUGCGAGGCCAUGCCGUCGGACACGGGCUCGCUCAGCGACUCGGACUCGGACUCGGACUCGGGCUCGGCCGGGCCGUCCCCGGGGGAGCCGCCCUUCCUGGAGGAGGCGGCGGAAUCGGAGGACGAGGAGCCCCCCGAGGAGCCCCCGCAGCGCCCCGGGAGCCCCGUGCGGCCCUUCCACCUGCGGGGCAUGAGCCCCACCUUCUCCCUGCUUAGCCGCAGCAUAUUUGACGGCCUGGAGGGGGCGGCCCGGACCCUCCCGCCCCCCGCUGCGGCCCCCGCGCCCCCCGCGCCCGACGCCGGGACCUUCAAACGGCCCCUGCCGCCCCCCGGGCCCCCGCGGAGGCCCGUCCGAGCCCAGGUCCCCGACUACGUGACGCAUCCUGAGCGCUGGACCAAGUACAGCCUGGAGGACGUCCCCGAGGGCAGCGACCGCAGCAACCGAGCCGUGGCCCUCGAGUUCCUGGGGGACCUGAAGAAGAGGGCGGGGGGCCAGAGCCCCGCGCCCCAAGAAAGCUGCGCCCCCUCCUUCAACCAGGACCCCUCGAGCCGCGGGGCCGGCAGGAUUGUGUUCACCAAGCCCGCCAAGGCCGGCGAGGCCGGGUCGGAGCGCAGGCGGCCCCCGUGGAGGGCAGACGACAGGGAGCCCGGGGACGAGCUGGUGGCGCUGGGCCACCUGGGCUCGGCGGGGGGCCCCGACGUAGAGGCCGAGGGAGACGAGCCCCCGAGGAGGCGGGCGGAGCCCCGGGAUGCCGCCAUGCAGGAAGAGGAGGCCUCCCCCUCGGAGCCCCCCGCCGUACCCGUGGGCUUCCACAGCAGCAGAAAGAGGAGCAGAGAUCACCUCCGGCUCAAGGGGACUGCGGAGGAAGAGAGCGAGGAAGCCUGAGCGCCACUGGGCGCGGGGGACGCCUCCAGGACAGUCGGCCUCCCAGCAGGCAUGGAAGCGCUUUCCGUCACUGGACAGCUAAUCGUCUCCCACUUGUUGUACCGGGCUGAAAUCGGCCCCCUCGACCUCUGCCUCCCCCACGAUCCUGGUACGAGGGAGCUCGCUCUGUUGUUGGGGAAGGGAUCAUUUGGUAAUAACCAAACCAAAUACCGUCCCAGCGAAGGGAGAGAGCCGCUUCUUGGGGCAUGGAACGCUGAUGGCCCCCAUCGCUUUCCUUCAUUUCCUUGGGGCCUCUUGUUGUCUGUCAGCCUCCCCAGUCCCUCCGGCUUGGUUUGUCCUUGUGAAGACAAUAAAAGGUUUCCAUGAA
Vombatus ursinus (common wombat) is the source of this 1669-nucleotide messenger RNA. RefSeq names its product tumor suppressing subtransferable candidate 4 (gene TSSC4). The transcript has a single exon. The coding region runs from base 370 to 1302 and encodes 310 amino acids. The record is from RefSeq and is a predicted model, not a curated record. Lineage: Eukaryota; Metazoa; Chordata; Mammalia; Diprotodontia; Vombatidae.